Centruroides sculpturatus (bark scorpion) is the source of this 618-nucleotide messenger RNA. RefSeq lists its product as uncharacterized. NCBI's taxonomy places the organism in Eukaryota, Metazoa, Arthropoda, Arachnida, Scorpiones, Buthidae. The record is from RefSeq and is a predicted model, not a curated record. The coding region runs from base 78 to 401 and encodes 107 amino acids. The transcript has 4 exons.
UUUAAUUGCUAUUAUUGUUAUUAUUAUAAUGGGAAAUUAGUCUCAAAUAUUGCAGCUAAAGAUUUCCAUCAGUCAAAAUGGCUCAGGAGAAGGCUGUAGCCGCUGCAACCGGAAUAUUGGUAGAAGAAAUAGAAGAUAAGAUAUUGGCUGAAUUUCGAAAAACAGAAGAAAGAAUUAAAUUUACACUGAAGGAAGUACAUCAUUUCCUUCGUAAUAAACUAAUCAAGACUGUCGAUACCGAUUGGUUAAACGAGUUGAAAAAUGUAGAAAUGCGACUGAUGGACUUGCAAAGAGAAUACGAGCUGAGAUUAUCAGAGAAAUGCCAUAGAGCCAAUACGAAGAAGACAAUUAAAGAAUAUUCUAAAUAUCUACAAAGAACUCGUACAACUGGUCAAAAUUGAAAUUUUUGAAGAAGAAAUUGUAUUUUUUUAACAAAAAUUAUUUGAAUCUCGUAGCAAGAUAUAUAAUUUUUAUGUUAAAGAAACAAAAAAAAGACCAAAUCUUAGAAAGAGUUGUCUGUAAUGGGACUGAUAGGGAUUAGAUUAGGGUCCGAAUGUAGAACUAACUACAUCCAUUGUCGUAAGUUAUAAAAGAUAUACUAAUGAAAACAAUAAACAG